GUCCAAAGGCACUUGCAAUUAAGGAAAACAUAUAAUUUAAGAACAUACGAAUUUAGCGGGGCUUGUUUGAUAUGAUAUUAUUUCUGAAGGUGCAAAAUCUUUUCAUGGUGUAUAAUUUUGUCCUUUGCAAAUACACCAUACACUACUUCAUAGGACUACUCAUAACUGCAUGAUUAAGAUAUAUGGUUAGGUGACUAAAUUCUGUAGAUCAAUUUUAUACUAUUUUAAAAUGCUUCUGAACGUAGAUUAUUGCUCAGUGAAUAGAUAAGCAAGGGACAAAUGGCCGACAUUGAUUAUUGAUGGAAAUCUUGGUUUUUAUCAUAAAAAAUUUUGUUUUGAGUUCUAAGAAAUAACUGAAAAGUUUAAGUAGUGGCUCCCCCAAAAGAAAAGAAGAAAAGGUUAGUAAGAAGAUAGUAGAUAGUGUGGAUGUAGUAAGAAGACACAUGCUAAGUCACAGGCUUAGCUCCACAAAAUAGAUGCAUGUUUUAUUCUCCUCACUUUGGAGCAGCAAUUAUGACACAGGUCUUUACUUUGAAUUCUGCACUUCAAAGUGCUAAACUGUUGUGAUUUUACCUUACUUAAGUAGUUUAUGUAUGGGACUAAAUUCUGUGGCAGGCCAUUUCAUGGUAGAUCAGCUAACAAAGGUUUAGCAAUAGCACUGAAGGUUGGAACAUGCUCCCCCCGCCCCCGCCUCGAGGACACUGUCAAUACAAGCGCAUGCAAAGGCUCUAAAUGUUUGGAAUUUAUUUUUCUUUGUUUAGGACAACAGUGCAAUCAUGACUUGGUGUUGUAAUCAUCUGUCAGUUCUUAGAGUGACAUUUUCCAGUUCUCAUUUUGAUAGCCUAUCUGCUUACUUCAUAAAAAAAAAGCAGUCCGUUUUCCUGUGGUGGUUCUCUUAUACGUAAGUAUGCUCGUACAUUUUGGAAAUAUCGGGUCUCCCACAGACAAGUACAGACUCCGUGUGUAGGGAAGACUAGCCAGCAGAGGACUUGUGUUCAUCUGAAAUAUGCAAGGGUUCAUUUGCAAAUAUAUUACGCUGGCGCUAAAAAUACCACCCGCCCCUUAGCAUUGUGCAUCUCGGACAAACAGGCGCAUAUUGUGUCAUGAAGUUGCUUAAGCUUCUGAAGUCAGGGCUACAACUGGGUCAGAUGAUAAGAUGAGCACAACAGAGGAACGACGAGAGCGUCUGAUAAAACCUGAUUGAUUGAUGUCUGGCUUCCCCACCAUCACAGGCAGUUGACAGUUAGUUUGGGAUCAGAUGAUUUGGCUUUUGCGAUAGAAGAUGAGGCCCAGUGGGCUGGCCUGAAGGACAAAAAGGUCGCUUCCUGCACCGUGUCAAGUAAUGUCGAGCUCCCACAAGGGCCGCUGGAAGAUGCCAUCGACGAUGAGGAAGAAGAGUGUCCAGUGGAGGAAGCUGAAGUCAUCGAGAAAGGAGACUUUCCACUGGAGGGAAGCUUCCCCACAGGCUUUGAGCCGGAAAAUCUGAGCUGCGAAGAAGUGGAGUUCUUUUGUAACAAAGGUGAUGACGAAGGAAUCCAGGAGCCAGCAGAAUCGGAUGGGGACAGCCAUUCAGACAAACCAGGGCAGCCUGGGGUAGAGACAGAUGACUGGGAUGGACCAGGAGAGCUAGAAGUGUUUCAGAGAGAUGGAGAAAGGAAGAUUCAGAGCCGGCAGCAACUUCCAGUGGGAACAACCUGGGGCCCUUUUGCUGGGAAGAUGGACUUGAACAAUAAUUCCUUGAAGACGAAGGCGCAGGUCCCCAUGGUGCUGACUGCUGGUCCUAAAUGGCUUCUGGAUGUGACUUGGCAAGGAGUGGAAGACAGCAAAAACAACUGCAUUGUGUACAGCAAAGGGGGCCAACUUUGGUGCACCACGACGAAGGCCAUCUCAGAGGGUGAAGAGCUCGUCGCCUUUGUGGUGGACUUUGACUCAAGGCUACAAGCUGCUAGUCACAUGACUCUCACAGAAGGGAUGUACCCCGCCCGCCUGCUGGACUCGAUUCAGCUGCUUCCUCAGCAAGCUGCCAUGGCUUCUAUUUUGCCUACAGCUAUUGUCAAUAAGGAUAUAUUCCCUUGUAAGUCCUGUGGCAUCUGGUACCGGAGCGAGCGGAACCUGCAAGCCCAUUUGAUGUACUACUGUAGUGGGAGGCAAAGAGAAGCUGCUCCAGUGUCAGAAGAAAAUGAAGACAACUCGCAUCAGAUUUCCAGCCUGUGCCCCUUCCCACAAUGCACCAAGAGCUUUUCCAAUGCCCGAGCUCUAGAAAUGCACCUGAAUUCACACAGUGGUGUGAAAAUGGAAGAGUUCCUGCCUCCUGGCGCGAGCUUAAAAUGCACGGUCUGUAGCUACACUGCUGAUUCUGUGAUCAACUUCCACCAACACCUGUUCUCGCAUCUCACUCAAGCCGCCUUCCGAUGCAACCACUGCCAUUUUGGCUUUCAAACCCAGAGGGAGCUACUGCAGCACCAGGAGCUCCAUGUUCCCAGUGGCAAACUUCCCAGAGAAAGCGACCUGGAGCACUCCCCAAGUGGAACGGAAGACAGCUUACAGCCAGCCACAGACUUGUUGGCCAGAAGUGACCUCUCCCAGAGCCAAAAGGCCAUGCCGACUAAGGAUGCAAGCUCAGACACAGAGCUGGACAAGUGUGAGAAAAAGACUCAACUCUUCCUCACCAAUCAGAGACCAGAGAUACAGCCUGCCACCAACAAGCAAAACUUCUCUUACACAAAAAUAAAGUCUGAGCCCUCCAGUCCCAGACUUGCCUCAUCUCCAGUGCAACCCAACAUCGGGCCCUCUUUCCCUGUGGGACCUUUCCUGUCUCAGUUUGCUUUUCCCCAAGACAUCACGAUGGUCCCCCAGGCUUCAGAGAUCUUGGCGAAGAUGUCCGAGCUGGUACACCGUCGACUGAGGCAUGGGAGUAGUAGCUACCCUCCUGUGAUUUAUAGCCCUUUGAUGCCCAAAGGGGCUACGUGCUUUGAGUGUAACAUAACAUUCAAUAAUUUGGAUAACUAUCUAGUUCACAAAAAGCACUACUGCAGCAGCCGAUGGCAGCAGAUGGCUAAAUCCCCUGAGUUUCCGAGUGUUGCUGAAAAAAUGCCGGAGGCUGUGAGUCCUAACACUGGCCAGACUUCCAUAAACCUUCUCAACCCAGCCGCUCAUUCAUCGGACCCAGAGAACCCACUCCUUCAAACAUCCUGCAUCAACUCUUCCACCGUUUUAGAUUUGAUUGGGCCAAACGGGAAAGGCCAUGAGAAGGACUUUUCCACUCAAGUCAAAAAGUUGCCCACCUCCAACAGUAGUGAUGACAAAAUAAAUGGAAAGCCUGUUGAUGUGAAAAAUCCCAGCGGUCCCUUAGUGGAUGGGGAAAGUGACCCAAAUAAGACUACCUGUGAAGCUUGUAACAUCACCUUCAGCAGGCAUGAAACCUAUAUGGUCCACAAACAGUAUUACUGUGCAACACGCCAUGACCCUCCCCUAAAGAGGUCUGCUUCCAACAAAGUGCCGGCCAUGCAGAGAACCAUGCGCACACGCAAGCGAAGAAAGAUGUACGAAAUGUGCCUACCUGAGCAGGAGCAAAGGCCGCCUCUGGUCCAGCAGAGAUUUCUUGAUGUAGCCAACCUAAGCAAUCCUUGUAGCUCCACUCAAGAGCCCACCGAAGGGCUAGGAGAAUGCUAUCACCCAAGAUGCGACAUCUUCCCAGGAAUUGUCUCUAAGCACUUGGAAACAUCACUGGCCAUGAACAAAUGUGUUCCGGUUCCCAAAUGUGACACGACCCAUUCCAAUGUUUCCUGCUUGGAGAUGGAUGUCCCUAUAGAUCUCAGCAAAAAGUGUUUAUCACAGUCUGAGCGGACGACAGCAUCUCCUAAGAGGCUACUAGACUACCACGAGUGCACAGUGUGCAAGAUCAGCUUCAAUAAGGUCGAGAACUAUCUGGCGCACAAGCAGAAUUUCUGCCCUGUCACUGCACAUCAGCGUAAUGACCUGGGUCAGCUUGAUGGUAAAGUGUUUCCAAAUCCAGAAAGUGAACGGAACAGCCCUGAAGUCAGCUUUGAAAGAAACGUGAUCAAAUGUGAGAAGAAUGGGAAUCCAAAGCAACCAUCUCCCAACGGAAACUUGUUUUCAUCCCACUUGGCAACCUUGCAAGGCCUGAAAGUCUUCAGUGAAGCAGCUCAGCUCAUUGCUACAAAAGAAGAAAACAAACAUUUGUUUCUUCCCCAAUGCCUUUACCCUGGAGCAAUAAAGAAGACGAAAGGAGCUGACCAGCUUUCUCCAUACUAUGGGAUAAAGCCAAGCGACUAUAUCGCCAGUUCUCUUGUUAUCCACAACACUGACGUCGAACAAAGCACAAAUACAGAAAAUGAAUCACCUAAAGGCCAGGCCUCCUCAAAUGGGUGUGCCGUACCCAAGAAAGAUUCUCUGCCAUUGUUGCCCAAAAACAGAGGCAUGGUCAUAGUGAAUGGUGGACUCAAGCAAGAUGAAAGACCUACGGCCAACCCACAGCAAGAGAACAUUUCCCAGAAUACCCAGCACGAAGAUGGCCACAAAUCCCCUUCGUGGAUCUCUGAGAACCCAUUAGCUGCAAAUGAGAAUGUCUCCCCAGGAAUUCCCUGCGCAGAAGAACAGUUGUCUAGCAUAGCAAAAGGUGUGAAUGGCUCCAGCCAGGCUCCCAGCAGUGGGAAAUACUGCCGGCUAUGCGAUAUCCAGUUCAAUAAUCUUUCGAACUUUAUAACUCACAAGAAGUUUUAUUGCUCAUCACAUGCAGCAGAACAUGUCAAAUGAACUAACUGAGUUACUAAAGAAAGCAGUCACCUUUGGUACCCGUGUUUAGUAUGUUCUUCUAAACAGUCCAGAAAACAAAGACGCUGUUUGAAUUACAUCUGGCAAUCAGGAGAUAAUUCAUUAUGGCUGAAUUGAAGACUUAAGGUGUAAUUUCAUUACAGACCAUUAGUAAAGUGUAUUAUUGGUGCCAUUUUCAGAAAAAGAAUUAAUUUAUUUUACCAGCAGUAUUCAUAGCUGUGGUUAUGUUAUUUUUAUUUAAAAACUUUAUAUUAAAGUCAUUUGUAAUGAUUGUAUAGUUAUUGUGUAGCACAUAUGGUUUGCACUGUAUAGUAGCUUUUAAAGAAAAUAGUCACAAACAAUACAGAAGAGCAUUUUAGAAAUAGCUUCAAAAGCACUUGUGUAUUCUGAUUUUUUCUUAUAUGCUGUUGCAGAUAUUCGUAUAUGCUAAAAUAUAACCUGCAAACAUGUUCUAAAUACACAUGCUAUAAGUUCGCCUUAAGAUUUCAAUUCUUGGAUAAUCAGGCUCCAAUUGCACUUUAUAUUUUAGCAAAUACAGUCUCUUAGUCACUAGGCUUUGCAUUCGUAUGUAGCCGUAUAUUUCUGUCCAUUUUCUCAAACUGAAACAUGUAUGUUAAGUGAAGAUGGCAUUUCUUUCUUGUAUAGUACUUGUAUUUUCUUUCGCCGAUGCAGCCCUGUCUCAAUUUUUAAACCUUUGCUGUUAAAUGCAAUACUUUAUAAAGAAUGAACAAAAUUACUGGAAGCAGUAUUGUCAGUAAUGGAGUAGUAUAAUCAGUUUUAUCUUUUGAAAGGCACAGUCUAAAUCGAACCCCUAAACUCAAUGCUGCAAGUAUGAAUUUAAUUCAUAUAUAAGAUCUAUUUAAAUAUAAGAGUAGCAAUACUGCACCUGGUGAUCACGAAGAUAAUGUUCUACUUCUGAUAGAAAUAAUUUCUCAACAAAUGUUGUUACUAUGCAUGUACAUGGAUGGAAUAAAAUUCCAAAUUGUUGGAGA
Messenger RNA from Mus caroli (Ryukyu mouse), 5786 nucleotides. It is a transcript of the gene Zfpm2, whose product is annotated as zinc finger protein, FOG family member 2. Gene Ontology annotation, cellular component: nucleus. The record is from RefSeq and is a predicted model, not a curated record. Gene Ontology annotation, molecular function: RNA polymerase II-specific DNA-binding transcription factor binding. Lineage: Eukaryota; Metazoa; Chordata; Mammalia; Rodentia; Muridae. Gene Ontology annotation, biological process: positive regulation of transcription by RNA polymerase II; cell differentiation; negative regulation of transcription by RNA polymerase II.